AACAUUUUAUUUAUGUUUGAAAACUUUGUAGGUACUGAAAAUGACACUCCUUACGAUUGAUCAGCUGGUAGUAGCAAAUCUGGCAGUUUCUGUUUUGUUUAUAAAAAUGUAUGAGUCGUGUGCUGUUUAAAGUACUUCAAUGUUUUCCAUAUUAUUAAUAUUAUUAGUAGCUUUAGGCUUCGGUUUGUCGCUAUUUUUGCUAAUAUUACUUUUUCUGAAUCCUAAAAGAUUUCAAAAUACAAUAAAAGAUCCUACUGUUGUUAUUGUAAAAAUAGUUGAACUGCAUCGUGAAAACUUACCUGUAAAUUCUGCUCAUGGCUGGAGUCUUAUUCCUUCAAAUUGUAGCUUACGCUGCUGGCAGAAAGACCUUUCAUUAAAUAUUGUUGGAUAUCCUAUUUCUGUUUAUGGUUGUACAAAAGAAAUACCAUGUGCUGCUGUGAUACUGUUAAAUGUCAUUGCUGAUGUUUCUACUUGGUCAGAAUGGGAUGAUCAAAUUCAGAAUCAGACUGUUCACUUGGAAUUACCUGAUAAUCCAUCAUUGCAUGGUGAUCCUUUUAUGCAAUGUGAUCAGGUCUUGGUAACCUCGAAACUGAACACUAAGCCAGAAAUUGAAAUGUACAGAUUUGGAAAUCUUGAAAGCAAUGGUACAGGCUGGAUUUUGUUGUGGAAUGCAAAGCGCUUAGAUUGGACUCUCUUUGUUGCUCAGCCAAUAGAUGAUUGUUCAGAUCAAAAUGGACUACAGAAAAAUGAAGAAAAAUGCUUAUUGACAGCAAUAUGGGGUUGUGAACCAAAACCAACAAUGCAGGAAAACAUGCCUGACAUAUUAUGCAGGAAAGUACAUAAUUUGUCAGAGGCUAUUUCAUGGAGCCAGUUGAAAAUCCGUCCAUUUCAAUCAUUGAUGCUUCCUUCAUCAUUGACAAAUCCACAUUUUCCAACCAUUCAUUCAGCUUUAGAUGAUCUUCCAAUAAAACCAUGUGUUCUUUUAGAAUAUGAAAAAGAGAAAUCUGCAUUUCAGAAUGCUGUUUUAGCUGUUGUGCCCCAGUCUUCUCAAAUACCCAUGACAAUUAAUAGCAUAACUGGUUUUUCUUUGGUGUUGCAUCAGUUAAAGAAAUCAAACAGCGCAGGUAUUUUAAAUUCUGAAACUGUUGUAUCUGAAGAUAAAAGAAGAUCCAGGAGGAGACAGAAGGUUAGGAGUGAUUCUAUGAAUUCUGGAUUUCCUCGAAAUAAGGGGAAACUAUACUCCAGGUCAGGCAUUUUAUUUCUGCAACUGGAAAUCGAAAAUAGACGCUCGUCCUCACUUUCUGCUCCUAUCCGAAAGAAGCCUCCAGAGCUUACCAUUACACAGCCUGAAGAAGAUGAUCAGAAACCGCAACGAGCUGCUAGUCAUUCUUUUCUCAAUGUGUUGUUUCCUCGCCGACAUUCAUCUGAGUCUUGUCAGAGGAGUAGGAGUGCUUCACCUUGUAGGAGCUUAUCACCAAGAAGAAAUAAAAAGAGGUUUUUCAAGUUUGAAAAAAAUUCCUCUCUGUCCAGUCAAGAAGACUUAUCGAGCAGAUCUUCAUAUCAAGACUUCGAUUUAUCAGACACUAAUGAGGGUGAUCAGAACUUUCUCAAAAUGGCACACAGUGCACGAGAAGAUAACAUAGAUUUCAAAGCUUUAGGCGAAUAUUCCAUCUCCGCUGUUCUUCAAGAGAAUCUCAAGGCAUCACUUGUUGAUAUUGAUGCACCUGAAGAAGAACAGAAAAGAAAAAGUGGAGGUUGGGUAUUUAAAGAAAUCAAUAAGAAUAUUGCCAUAUUUAAGAAAACUAUGUCAUUUGACUCAUGUGUGUUUAUGAGCUAUUUAUGUAAAGGAAUUAUUCCAACUCCUCUUAAUGUUGUGUGGAAAACACUCUGCAAUCCUCUAACACGUUUUAUGUAUGAUGAUACUGUCAAAAAAAUAACUGUUUUAAGUGAAUAUCCAGAAGGACAAAAAUUAAUUCACAUGUAUAAUGAAUCUGUCACACUUUUGCAUAAAGAAGUGCAGGAUUUUUGUAUUCUUCAGACUGAAAAAAUACAGGGGUCUAAAUAUCUGCUUGGUUUCCAUUCUGUUAAGGAUGCUGUUUGUCCUCCUGUUAAAGAUAUUGUUCGAGGAACUGUUGUUGCCAGUGGUUGGGUACUCGAACCUGUUAAAGACAACGUUGAGUCAUGCCAAGUAUCUUAUUUAGUCCAGAUGGUGGUAAGCAGUCCUGAAGCUAGUACAACCAUGGAAGAAAUUAGUCAUUUGCAAUCUCAAUGUAUUAAUAAUUUGAGCAUUUAUUUAUCUGCAAAACCACCCAGCUAUUUGCCUGUGCAAACUUAAGUCCUCAUCAAGUGCUAUAUUCACACAAGAUGUACCUCUUUAACAUAACAACUGCUGUUUUCUACUCAUUGAACAAAUAUUUUAAUAUGCCUUCUUUUAUUGUGAUGUGUUGUUGAAAGGAAAAUUAAUUUUUAUACACAGGGCUCUGCUUUCUCUGUUAAUAAUAUUUUAUGUUUUAAAUAUAAUGAUCAAUAGCUGAUAGCUUUUGUAAUAUUACAUAUCAGUUGUCAGUGAAAUGUUUUGAAAUUUUUUUUAAGGUAGCUCAUAAUAUCACUAUAAUAUAUUUAUACUGAUUUCAAUGAUAAUUAAUUUCAGCAAUUUUAAGAUUUAAUUUUAAAAUUAAUAAAACAUUUCAUGAUUGUAUAAUUUUAUAAUUCAGAAAAUUUUUUGUCGAUCUCUUUAAAUGCAUGCAAAUGCCUUAAAUGCUAGUUUCCAUAUUCUUUUACAAUAAAUAAUAGAAGUAAAUUAAUAAUUUUAAAAAGUUGUAAAUUAUAUUUCUAAAAUUUUUUUAAAUCAAAAAAUUAAGUUUUAGAUUUUAAUUUUAAUUUAUUUCGAUACAAGUUAAAAUUACUUUUUCUCUAUACAAAGUAAUAAUAAAAAAUUUCAAAUUUGCUGAAGCAGUUUUUUCCCCCCCAUCAAUUUAUAGACUUUAAUCAUUUUGAUAAUUUAUUAAAUGAUGAGGAAAUAAUCAUCAUUAAUAACAUUGGAAUACUAAUAUUACACUUUCAAUAAAGUUGGAAUACUUUUUGAAACUAAAUGAAUAUUAACUCUUGCUAUGUGAAUAAUGGGGUGUGCAAGAUAAAUCUUAUUUGAUUUAUUUAUCCAACUUUUUUUUAAUUACUUAAAUUUUUCUAUGUUAAUUUUGUGGUAUGUUUUUAUUUGUCUUUCUUACAAAAUAAACUCAAAUGACUUAUGCCCUCAAUAUCUUAUUAAAUUACAACAAUAUUUGAAAACUUAUUUGUUUCAUUUGAAUAAAAAAUAAGAUUUUAAGAUAAAUUGGAACAAAAAUAAAGUUUAGUCUUUUAGUUGUUAAAUGAAAAGAUUAAGCCCUAAAAAUUAAGUUGUAUGUUAUAAGAUUGAUCUGAAAAAUUAAUUCAAGCAGGAAUUAUAGAAGCUUGAGAUAAUAGAGUGAAAGAUACUGCAAUUUGAGUAAUGUUUUUAGAGUGACUGGUAGUUAUUUGAAAUCCUUUUUCAUUUUAUUUCUUGAAUAGGUAUGCAAUAACUUGUGUUACAUUAUAUAAAGUUUUCAUGAAAUUUAUAUUAUAUAGGUACUUAGAGAUAGGUCACAAUAUCUACUUAAUUUACAUAGUCACACUAUUUUUCUUAUUUUAUUUCUUGUAUAUGAAUGAAAUAAAAUAGUGAUUAUGGAGUUACCUUAAAAUAUUUCUAUUUGAUGAAUUGCAAUGAUAAUGACAAUGUUGUAAUUUAAAACUAUGAACAUGUAAAAAAUAAAAUAACGAGAAGGAAUAUACUAGAAUAUAUAUAAAAUGAAAAAUAUCUAUAGACUUGCUUAUAUCUAUAGACUGAGUGUAGAAAAUUGCUCAAAUAAUUUGUUGGCUCAACAGCUAUACUAGAGUAAUGUAUUAAUUAUAAGGUAUUAAAUAAAUUUAGAAAAUGAAGCAGUGUAUUGGAAUGCUAUCUGUAGAUUUAGCUUAAACUUGUGAGUAAAGUAGAAAUCUUUCUUUUUAUUUCUUGUAUUUAAUUCCUUUUGCACGUUAUUAAUCAUAGAAACAAAAUUAUGACUAUAAUUAUUGUUGAGAAUAUGAUUAGACAAUGUUAUGUGCCUUUCUUCUGGGUAUUAAUUUUUCUCCCCACUUUCUGAAUGAUUUGUUACAGAAUGUAUGAUAAAUGAAAUGAUAAAAUUAUAUGCUUUGUUAAAUAUUUAUUGAAUGUGUAAUGCAUUUAAUGAAUUAAUGUUCUGUUCUAUUUUCAUACAGUUUUCAUUAUGUAUUAGUGUUUAUUUAUUCUUUUUCUUUCAUUUUUUUCAUUUAAUUCUCAUCUCUUAAAUAUCUUAGAAUUAAUUAUUCAAUUUUAAAAGAUGUACAAUUUAAAAGUUUAUGAGAAUUUUGACAAUGAUUUCUAUGUCUAAUAAAUUGGCCAUUUUAUUAAAUUACUUUUAAUUUGCUAUUGUUUCCAAUAUCUUAAAUUUAAUAAAUCAACUUGAAUGUACAUUUCUUAAGGUAAGGUAAUGUGUGCAUUAAGUUUUUGCUUUUGUUAAACAUUUUUUUUUUCUGAUGCUGUAAGAAUAUUUUUUAACACAAGUAAUUUUAUUUUUCAAAAUAAAAGUUGUGUUUCGAUAUCAUUGAAUGUAUAUUAUAAUUGUUAACAAGAAACAUACAUUUUAUUAUGUAUGUUUACUUUUAUCAAUUAUUGUUGAAAUCUUUUAAUGAUUUCAAUAAACCAGAUGCAGAUUAUUAUGAUGUGAUAAAUAAAUACAUUUUGAAUGAAUAUCAAAGAAUCAAUUAAUCAAUGUUGAUAGUUUAACAAAUUAUAUCAUUCAUUUUGCUAUCUGUUAUGUCAUAUUUUCAUGUCUUUGCAUUAGAAAUCUGCAUUAAUAUUAUAUUUAGAAAAUACAUUAAUUUUAAUAUAACAUUUUUUCAAUGAAAAGUAAGAUUUUAAAAUAAUAGGGAUUGUUAUUUUUAUAUAUUUUAAUAAAAUAAGAAAUUCAUCAAUCAGUUGUCUGGUCAGAAAUCAAUAUUUAAAAAUCAUCUGGCAUAUAUAGUUUUCUAAAGUAUAUAUAUGUAAAUUUAUAAAAUAAUUGCUUUUAUUUUAUUUUCUCUUCCAAUAAUUUAAAAUUGUCUGAGUAGGACAGCUAAUAGUAAGGUCCAAACAGUAAUUUGCAGAUUUCUAUUGUCUCCAUGCUUUCUGUCCAUAUAUAUUUUCGUUUUAUCUUUGUCACAUUUUUAUAUGUCAGUUGAAUUAAACUGAAAGAUACGUUUUGGUUGCCAUAACUGUUCCACUUAAAACUGUGAUGUUUCUUUUUCCUGUCCUAUUUUUAGCAUUUAAGUAUACUUUGAUUUUAUUUUAAUGUUAAUGCCAACAUUUUGUUGCAGUGAUAUUGAUUUCUGUCCUUGCGAUCUUAAAUAAAACCUAAAACUGACAUACUUACAAAAUGUUUUUUAGGUCUACAAAAUGAUAGGUUUAAGAACUGUUGAAAUUAUGCAUUGCUUAUAAUUGUAGUACUUACACAAUACUUAACCUUAUUGUGGAAUAAAUUUUUCAGAAAGGAAUAGUUCAAGUGUUAUAAUGCAGAUCAUCAGUGAUGUUUUUUAAUGCAUUCAGUCGCCAUAAAAUUGAAGUUGAAUAAAACAGUUUCCAAAUUGA
Argiope bruennichi is the source of this 5659-nucleotide messenger RNA. RefSeq lists its product as uncharacterized. The transcript is spliced from 16 exons. Lineage: Eukaryota; Metazoa; Arthropoda; Arachnida; Araneae; Araneidae. The coding region runs from base 140 to 2335 and encodes 731 amino acids. Gene Ontology annotation, molecular function: lipid binding. The record is from RefSeq and is a predicted model, not a curated record.